This is a messenger RNA of Pseudophryne corroboree (corroboree frog), 2812 nucleotides long. Its product is annotated as oocyte zinc finger protein XlCOF22-like. Gene Ontology annotation, biological process: regulation of transcription by RNA polymerase II. Gene Ontology annotation, cellular component: nucleus. The transcript has 7 exons. Gene Ontology annotation, molecular function: DNA-binding transcription factor activity, RNA polymerase II-specific; RNA polymerase II cis-regulatory region sequence-specific DNA binding. Bases 152 to 1900 code for a protein of 582 amino acids. NCBI's taxonomy places the organism in Eukaryota, Metazoa, Chordata, Amphibia, Anura, Myobatrachidae. The record is from RefSeq and is a predicted model, not a curated record.
UUGCUUCCGGACCGUGCGUUUCACAUACAGGAAGUGAGUUGAAAUCGACUGUUGCAGCCUCCCAGUGUCCGUGGAGAUCAGGAACUCCAGCUGUGAGAACGGAGUCUUUAUUACACAUCACACGUUCUGUAUUCUCUCUGAUUUACUGAGGAUGGACAAGAACAGGAGUCAUAGGACUGAGAGGAUAAUAAAUAUCACCCUGGAGAUCAUCUACCUGCUGACUGGGGAGGAUUACACAGUAGUGAAGAAGACAUCCAAUGAGUGUGAGAUAUUCAACAGCUGUCCCCGUGUGUCAGGAGGACUGAGUAGAACCCAGAGACCCAUCCCAGUGCCUCCACCUCACUCACUAAUACAUGAGAGACUCAAUGACCAAAAGAUCCUGGAACUCACCAACAAGAUCAUUCAGCUGCUGACUGGAGAGGAGGAGGAGUAUAUAGAGGAACACAGGGGUCUGUACAAGGACGUGAUGAUGGAGAAUCACUGGCCCCUCACAUCACUGGAUGGACCCAGCAACAGAGAUACCCCAGAGAGAUGUCCCCGUCCUCUGUAUUCCCAGGAUUGUACAGAGGAGAAUCACAGGAUCCCACAGGAGGAUCAGGAUGAAGCCCAAUUAAAUAAUAUUAAAAUCAAAGAUACAGAGGGAGAAGAAGAGAUGUAUGUGACUGAUAUAAAGGCAGAAGAUAUAGAUGGAGAAGAAGAGACGUAUGUGACUGAUAUGAAGGCAGAAGAUACAGAGGGAGAAGAAGAGACGUAUGUGACUGAUAUGAAGGCAGAAGAUAUAGAUGGAGAAGAAGAGACGUAUGUGACUGAUAUAAAGGCAGAAGAUAUAGAUGGAGAAGAAGAGACGUAUGUGAGGGGUGAUCAGCAGUCUAAGGAGGAGGAGAUCCCUACAGAUAUCAGCACAGAUGGACACACAAGCAGGAACAUCUCAGAAGGACAUCUAAUGUUAUCCCCGGAUUGUGACAUAAAAGAUAAUGACAGUAGACAGGAUUCUCCAGGAGCUAAUCCCAUUACCCCAAUUAUACAUCCAGCUCUAUCAGCUGGUCCCUCUGAUCCUGGGAAAUGUUCUGCUGAUAACUCUGAUAUUGGUGCAUCUGUUACAGCUCUGAGAGUAGAUACAGUGUUUCCCUGUUCUAUAGAUGCCAAAUGUUUUACACAGAACACAAAACGUAUUACCCAUCAGCCAGCUAAGGAAGGUGAGAGGCCAUUUCCAUGUUCUGAGUGUGGGAAAUGUUUUGCACGGAAAUCAAAUCUUGUUAUACAUCAGAGAAGUCACACAGGUGAGAAGCCAUUUUCUUGCUCUGAGUGUGGGAAAUGUUUUAUAUGGAAAUCACAACUUGUUACACAUCAGCGAAGUCACACAGGUGAGAAGCCGUUUUCUUGUUCUGAGUGUGGGAAAUGUUUUUCCCAGAAAUCACAACUUGUUACACAUCAGAGAAGUCACACAGGUGAGAAGCCAUUUUCUUGCUCUGAGUGUGGGAAAUGUUUUAGAUGGAAAACACAACUUGUUACACAUCACAGAAGUCACACAGGUGAGAAGCCAUUUUCUUGCUCUGAGUGUGGAAAACAUUGUUUAAAUAAAUCACAUCUUGUUAUACAUCAGAGAAGUCACACAGGUGAGAAGCCAUUUUCUUGCUCUGAGUGUGGGAAAUGUUUUACACGGAAAUCACAACUUGUUAGACAUCGGAGAACUCGCACAGGUGAGAAUACAUUUCCAUGUUCUGAGUGUGGGAAAUGUUCUGCACACAAAUCAGAUCUUAGAAACCAUGAGAGAAGUCACACAGGUGAGAAGCCAUUUUCUUGCUCUGAAUGUGGGAAAUGUUUUACACAGAAAUCACAACUUGUUACAUAUCAGAGAAGUCACACAGAUGAGAGGCCAUUUCCAUGCUCUGAGAAAUAAAUCAUCUCUUGUUGUACAUAUUAGACUUCAUCAGGUGAGGAACCAUUUCAUUUUCUGGAGUAUACUUAUUAUUGCCAUACGUUGUUCUUCAAGGUUCUUAUCCUAUCUCCUAUGCUUUUUGCAAUAUACAUGUUACCACUGGGUGAAAUAAUCAUAUGUCAUGCCCUCAUCUACCACUGCUAUGCAGAUGACCUGUCUCUUGCUCCGGGUACUGAGAACCUAGUACCAAUCCUAAAUGGUUGUCUAGCUGAGCUCCAGGUGUGGGUGAUGCCAGUUGGCUGUGACUCAGUCCUGGUGAAACAGGUCCUUAUGAUAGAAGCUCACCAAUAAAUGGCAGGGCUACAGCUCAGCUUUACUACCAAUCAGACUUGCCACAUAACACCCAUUCUCUGUUCCCUUCGCCGGCUGCCUGUAAGAUGGUAACUAUUACAUAAUCUUACUGACUCUCCCAGCCCUACAUGACCAGGGUCACAGGUACCAGUAGCAGCUUCUAACUCCUUACUGCCCUGCUUUCUUACUUCCAUCUGCAGAUGAAGGUCUGUUACCAGCAGUACCAAGAAUCCCCAAGCAGUGCUGAGAUGUCAGGGGUAGACAGGGUGGGUGGCACUAUUGCUGUAUCAGUGGCACUGUCUGGGUAAUAUCCCCAAGCAGAGCUGAGGGGGUACUCAGGGUGGCUGGCAGUAGUGGGGACUGCAGGAGGCAGUGUCUGUGAGACUCUUGUCCUCAAGCAGAGUUAAGGUGUCAGAGGAGGAGACAAGGUGGUGGCAGAAGCGGAAGAAGACAGGGCAGUGGCAGUAGUGGGCUGAGACAGGGAGGGUUGCAGUAGUGGGGAGAGACGGUGGUGGCAGUAGUGGGGGCAGACAGGGUAAGUGGCAGUAGUGGAAGGAGACAGGGCAGGUAGCAAUAGUGGGG